CAGCUAUGAAAGAUACAAACUGUAUCCAAGCCUCUAUGUCCCACCAUCUCGAUUUCGCAGAGGUCUCGCGCCAGGCAAGGCGUAUUGUUGACGCGAAUAGAGCGCAAAGUAUUCUCGAACAUACUGUGAAGAGGACCAUCUUUGCCGCGCCAAUACGUAUCUGACCUCGCCGCAGGCAAGUACUAGUACAGGGCAAGGCAAGAUCAAGUAUACCCGCACGACCACUGGCUGCACCCCAUGCCGCUCAAAGAAGGUCAAAUGCGACGAAACCAUCCCAGCUUGCCUUCGGUGUGUGGCUUCACAAACAGUAUGCGUUUAUCCGUUACCAAAAGCUGCGGGGACCCGAGGAACCAAGCGAAAGAGUGUUGGCGGCCGUGAAUCUGUGCCAGCUGAACUGAAUGGAGAGCCCGCGGGGACGACUCGUCUUCGACUUGAGGAUGAUCUGCGGCGAACGACCGCUGGGCCGGUCGACUCUGCGAUGUUGGUGACUCCAAGAAGUGCAAGCCGUCUGGAUAUAGCUGAGGGUGAGGUGAGAAGAAAAGACAGGUUCGCGAGCAGCCAGUCCUCUCGCAUCGCUUUGGGAGAUGCCUCAAUAUCUCCUCAGACUGAUAUGACUGGGCUAGGUGUAUCACCUGACAUGGGGUCAGCGGUGCAACAUAUUGCGACGACAGAUUUCUCAUUUCUUGACGAAUUCAUCCCCUUUGUGGGUCCGACAUCGAAACCAUCCUCAUCUACCGGUGUCCAUCGCGCUUCCUCUAUGUCUCAGCCAUAUCAGCCACAUAUUGGAGACCUGAACAAGUCUCUGUUGAUAAAUCGGCGCUUGCUCAAGCAUGCGCACAACUCUCAAGAGCAGUCGAAAGAACGCACUCCUAGUGCUCCGCCACCUCCUCCUCACCCGAGAUUGCAGUUGGUCGAAUCAAUACUGUUCGCCUAUGAUACGGACGAGACCCUUUUCGAAUUCGGCCCCUCCCAUCGCGAUCACAACCUCUCCAACAACUCCUUGACUUUCGGCAUCGUCGACGUUCUGUCCAACGCCUUCCCCUCUCCCACUUCCCGCAUGCUUUUUCACCACUACUGCAAUAUCGCCUCGCGAAUUCUUGUCACCAUGGGAAAUAUUGGGCCAAAUCCCCUGCUCGCGUUCUGCACGCCAGACCGACUACUGGACACGAACUCGGCAGCGAGUGCAGCGGUGCGGAUGAGCAUGCUUAGUACGGGAGUAGCGCACUUUACGCACGAGACUUCUGAUGCAGUUGGGCCAGCGGAGCUGGGCGUUGGGUGGGAAGGACAGCGCAAAAAGUUGAAAGAAUUGGGCAACAAAUUCAAGAGAGCGGCGCUGGCAAACAUAACUCUCGCUGCGAAAGUGGAGACUGGAGAUGAACAAUUGGAUAGUAUCCUCGCAGCGUGCACUUUGGUUUGCAUCCGAGAUGUAAUCAGUGCAGACUCAUCAUGGCGAGACAAUCUGGAGUUUGCCCUCAGCCUGAUCAGCAAAAAAGGGGGACCACAGGCAAUGCUUCAGGGUCCUGGAUAUUCCUUCACCCGGCGCUACCUUUUGGAGAACCUUGCAACGCACGAUGUCUUUUCAUCUUUCGUGACUGGAAAGGAGCCAUCUCUGUUGGGCAACUCUGAUUCAUGGUGGUUCGACAGCGUAGAAACUUCUCAGACACGCUGGGAAUGGGAAUCGGUCGAGCGGUCGUUCGGUAUCUCCAGAGCCAUGGUUGAUCUCAUGGCAAGAAUUGUCUCUGUCGACUCUCAAAAACGACGGUUGGGCGUCUCACUCUCGCACCAAACGCGAGAGAUGUGGGAGGUGACACAGCACUUUGAGAGGGAAGCGCACUGUCUUCUGUUGGAGCUUGAUAUCUGGGGAAACAGUCUCAACGCUUUGCCGCAGAAUGCCAGGGUCACUUGUGGAGACUACAUUUACAAGUAUGCUGGUGUAGUCUUUUUGUUGGCCGAUGUUUUGGAGAAACCACCUACCACUCCACGGAUAGUCAAUUCAAUCAAUUACAUAUUGGAGCUGCUAUCGGAAGCUUCUGCCAUGAGGAUGGCUGUCAUGCUAGUCUGGCCGUUACUCAUCGCCGGCGUCUUUUGUGGAAAGGACGUCCGGCAAAAAGUCGGUGAACUUUUUGAUGCGUUUCAAUCUGAUUACUGUGAAGACCUUCAAGUAGCUCGUGAGUUACUGGAGGAGCAGUGGAGGUGUAUUGAUACAGGGAAAGGCAAGCAGCGUUGGAGCACGAUUAUGGAGAAGCUGGGUCGCUACGUGUUGCUAAUUUAAAAUGUGCUUCGUAUGAUGAGAUGCGGCCUGCGGAUGUCAAAUGCACAUAUCAGAUUGGAGUCAGCACACCGCACGGCAUUCCCUCGACUGGCCGAGGCUCAAAGUAUCUGUGACAGUCGAAAAGCCGGUCUAGCAGCC
Cryptococcus amylolentus CBS 6039 is the source of this 2410-nucleotide messenger RNA. RefSeq lists its product as hypothetical. Gene Ontology annotation, cellular component: nucleus. NCBI's taxonomy places the organism in Eukaryota, Fungi, Basidiomycota, Tremellomycetes, Tremellales, Cryptococcaceae. Bases 479 to 2272 code for a protein of 597 amino acids. Gene Ontology annotation, molecular function: DNA-binding transcription factor activity, RNA polymerase II-specific; zinc ion binding; transcription cis-regulatory region binding. The record is from RefSeq and is a predicted model, not a curated record. Gene Ontology annotation, biological process: positive regulation of transcription by RNA polymerase II. The transcript is spliced from 11 exons.